CAGCUGAUGGAGAGACACACACACAGACAGGCGCGCGCACACAGAGGACAGGUGAAGGUGUGGGCAGGUAGACAGCACAGAGACAGAAAGAGCUCAUUUUACCUGCAGCUCAGGUGAGAGAGGGGAGAGAAAGGCUGGAGCCGCAGUGUGCAGAGGGAGCCCCCUCACCUGGAAACAUGUACGUCAGUUACCUGCAGCUGGACAAGGACCCCGCCAUGUACCCGCACCAGACCUCCGUCACCCGCCACCCGGGCAUCAGCCUCAGCCCGCAGAACUUUGUCCCCGGCCCGCCACAGUACUCGGACUUCGCCGGCUACCACCACCACCAUCACCCCGGCCUCAACAAUGACCUGCACCCGGCGCAGCAGGCCGGGCCGGGCGGCGGCGGCUGGAGCCAGGUAUACCCGCCUCCUCCGCCCGCCCGGGACGACUGGUCCUCGCAUCACUACGCCGCUGCUGCCGCGGCCGCCGCAGCCGGGGGGGCACCCUCCUCCGGGCCCGGUGCGGUGGGUUCCACGCUCGGCUUCAGUCCCACAGAGUUCUCCGGACAGCCGCCCGCGCUGCUGUCCGCGUCCCUGAACGCGUCUGCGGGGCAGUUGUCCCCCGGAUCCCAGCAGAGGAGGAACCCGUAUGACUGGAUCCGACGCAGCUCUGCACCGCCCUCCAACCCAAAUGGAAAGACGCGGACUAAAGACAAGUACCGGGUGGUUUACACGGACCACCAGCAGCUGGAGCUGGAGAAAGAGUUUCACUACAGCAAAUACAUCACCAUCCGGAGGAAGGCGGAGCUCGCCACAGAGCUCGGCCUAUCAGAGAGACAGGUGAAAAUUUGGUUCCAGAACCGACGGGCAAAGGAGCGCAAGAUGAACAAGAAGAAGCUCCAGCAGCCGGCUUCUUCUACGACCACGCCAAACCCACCCAGCGGCACCAACGGCAGCGGAGGCGGCGGUGGGCUCCAUGGAAACGGUGGAAGCAGUGUGGGCAUGGUGACGAGCAGCAGUGGCAGCAACGGGCUGGUUUCACCUUCAUCCCUGCCUUUGAGCAUUAAAGAGGAAUACUGAGGAAAAAAAAGAUGUUCUAUUUGACGAUGACGUUGGGGAUGAGGACUAAAAAAAAAAAAAAACUCCCCAAUGAACUCAAAGACUUGUUGUCAUCCUGCAGUUUGCCAACUUGAAGCUUUAACUUGGUAAAAACUUGAGAAAUGUUCACCAGCAGCAGUCCUAUUUCUCCCACAAGACUGUUGUUGAAAAGAAAUCCUGAAUGUGAACAGAUGUGUGUUUGCUCGGAUGUCGUCAAAAGGACGUUCAGCAUCUUUGUUUGCUUACUAACAGCGAACUGACGAACUUCCUCCUCACCACCUGAUCCAUGACUGGGUCCAUCUUGUUUUUUCACAAAGAUGUCAAAAUGAUGUUUAAAAUGAUGUGCAAGAUUUGUCAGAUAUUUCCAUUUGAUGGAACUGAUGCAGCCACAAAAGCAUGACGUUGCUAUGAACAUUUCUUUCCAUUAAAUGUUAUCGAGCUGAAAGAAAAUCUGCAGAUACAGAUAAUGACCCACACUGUAAGACAGUGUGGAAUAUGUUUGUUUGUUGUUUUUAAACCUAAAGCUACUUAAAGAAGGGUUUGCAGGGGUUUAUUUUUGGCUUCACGAUGAAUCAAUAAAAAAAUAUGUGUACCAUGCUUUAUUGAGAAAUGUUUUCACUACCCAUAAAGGACAAUAACACUCAGUGACAGUAGCAGAAUCACUUUAUGAUCUUGUGUAUAAUUCAGAAAACAAACUCUAAACUCGAUAACUCCUGAGAACAAUAAAAGCAGCAAAGUUGGACGAG
This is a messenger RNA of Labrus mixtus (cuckoo wrasse), 1825 nucleotides long. It is a transcript of the gene cdx1b, whose product is annotated as caudal type homeobox 1 b. The record is from RefSeq and is a predicted model, not a curated record. Lineage: Eukaryota; Metazoa; Chordata; Actinopteri; Labriformes; Labridae. Gene Ontology annotation, biological process: animal organ morphogenesis; cell differentiation; anterior/posterior axis specification. Gene Ontology annotation, cellular component: nucleus. Gene Ontology annotation, molecular function: RNA polymerase II transcription regulatory region sequence-specific DNA binding; DNA-binding transcription factor activity, RNA polymerase II-specific. The transcript is spliced from 3 exons. Bases 177 to 1061 code for a protein of 294 amino acids.